CCCGCGUCCCGCUCGCAACUACGUUCCCGAGCGCCGGCUGCGGCACUUCCCGCCCUCGGCUCGUGCCCGCACCAUGUCGGGCUUCAGCCCGGAGCUGAUCGAUUAUCUGGAGGGGAAGAUCUCCUUCGAGGAGUUCGAGCGGCGGCGAGAGGAGCGUAAGAGCCGCGAGAAGGAUGGUGAAAAUACGUCUGCUGAUGAAAACACUGAAGAUGUAGAUGCUCCAUCUUCAUCAAAAAAAGCAUCUGGGAAAUCCCAAGAUCAGGAGGAAACUGACGGAGAAACUUCAGAUGGCGUCAGUAAAUCUGUUCAUCGGGUCUUUGCAUCCAUGCUUGGGGAAAAUGAAGAGGAGGAGGAGGAUGAAGAGGAAGAAGAAGAAGAGGAAGAAGAAACUACUACUGAGCAACCCACAGCUGGUGAUGUUUUCGUGCUGGAGAUGGUACUUAAUCGAGAGACCAAGAAAAUGAUGAAGGAGAAAAGACCUCGCAGCAAACUUCCUCGUGCCUUGAGGGGUCUGAUGGGAGAGGCCAAUAUCCGGUUUGCUCGAGGAGAACGCGAGGAGGCCAUUCUGAUGUGCAUGGAAAUCAUUCGACAGGCUCCUCUUGCUCAUGAGCCAUUUUCUACUCUUGCCAUGAUCUAUGAAGACCAGGGUGACAUGGAGAAGUCUUUACAGUUUGAACUGAUUGCAGCUCACCUAAAUCCCAGUGAUACUGAGGAAUGGGUUAGAUUGGCUGAAAUGUCACUGGAACAGGACAAUAUUAAGCAAGCUGUCUUUUGCUACACAAAAGCUCUGAAAUACGACGCAACCAACGUGCGUUACCUGUGGGAGAGAUCGAGCCUGUAUGAGCAACUGGGGGAGCACAAGAUGGCUAUGGACGGCUACAGGCGCAUCCUGAACCUCCUCUCCCCCUCUGAUGGAGAACGCUUCAUGCAGCUGGCAAGAGACAUGGCAAAGAGUUAUUAUGAAGCCAAUGAUGUGACCUCUGCCAUUGAGAUAAUAGAAGAAGCAUUUACUAAGCACCAGAGCCUGGUCUCCAUGGAAGAUGUUAACAUCUCAGCUGAGCUGUAUAUUUCCUCCAAACAGUAUGACAAAGCACUGGCGGUUAUUACAGAUUUUGCAGGAAUUGUACUUGAAAAGAAAACACCAGAAAAAAGUCCAGCCGAGGAGAAGAAAGAUACAGGGACAGUGGCAGAACCUGAGGGAAGCCAGGAGGCCAUGACUGAUGACCAGAGUCUUCCAGUUGCUGAAUCCAGUGCUGCAGCUGCGGAGAAGGUCAGCUGCUCCAUACCUGAGGGCGUUCCCAUCGACAUCACGGUCAAGCUGAUGGUGUGCUUGGUUCACUUGAACAUCCUAGAGCCUCUCAAUCCUCUUCUGACCACUCUGGUAGAACAAAAUCCAGAAGAAAUGGGUGACUUGUACUUAGAUGUUGCAGAGGCGUUUCUGGAUGUGGGAGAGUACAACUCGGCGCUGCCUCUCUUGAGCUCCCUUGUCUGCUCCGAGCGGUACAACUUGGCUGUUGUCUGGCUGCGGCAUGCGGAGUGCUUGAAGGCUUUGGGACACAUGGAGCGUGCUGCAGAGAGCUAUGCCAAAGUUGUUGAUCUUGCCCCACUGCACUUGGAUGCAAGAAUCUCACUUUCCACACUUCAGCAGCAGCUGGGCCGACCUGAGAAGGCUCUGGAGGCACUGGAACCCAUGUAUGACCCAGACACACUGGCACAGGAUGCCAACGCUGCCCAGCAGGAAUUAAAGCUGCUUCUUCAUCGCUCCACGCUGUUGUAUUCCCAAGGCAAAAUGUACGGUUACAUUGACACCUUACUCACAAUGCUGGCAAUGCUACUGAAGGUAGCAAUGAGCAGAGCUCAGGUGUGUUUGAUAUCUAGUUCCAAAUCUGGAGAGAGACACCUCUAUCUUAUUAAGGUGUCAAGGGAUAAAAUCUCUGACAAUGACGACCAAGAGACAGCAAAUUGCGAUGCAAAAGCGAUUUUUGCCGUUCUCACGAGUGUGCUGGCAAAAGAUGAUUGGUGGAACCUGCUCCUGAAGGCUAUUUAUUCCUUGUGUGACCUCUCCCGGUACAAGGAGGCAGAGCUACUUGUGGAUUCCUCAUUGGAGUAUUAUUCGUUUUAUGAUGAUAGACAGAAGCGCAAGGAGCUGGAAUACUUCGGUCUCUCUGCUGCAAUUCUGGACAAGAACUUCAGGAAAGCAUACAACUAUAUCAGAAUCAUGGUGAUGGAAAAUGUCAAUAAACCUCAGCUGUGGAACAUCUUCAACCAAGUCACUAUGCAGUCUCAGGAUGUCCGUCACCAUCGCUUCUGUCUGCGCUUGAUGCUGAAGAACCCGGACAACCAUGCACUCUGUGUCCUGAAUGGGCACAAUGCCUUUGUGUCUGGCAGCUUCAAGCAUGCACUUGGACAGUAUGUGCAAGCCUUCCGUGCAAACCCUGAUGAACCUCUGUACAGCCUUUGCAUUGGCUUGACUUUCAUCCACAUGGCCUCUCAGAAGUAUGUGUUGAAGAGGCAUGCUCUCCUAGUACAGGGAUUCUCCUUCCUUCACCGGUACCUGGACCUGCGUGGACCAUGUCAAGAGUCUUUCUACAACAUUGGCCGUGGCCUUCAUCAGCUGGGACUGCUGCACCUGGCAAUCCACUAUUACCAGAAAGUCCUUGACCUUCCUCCCCUCACCUUAGAGGGAAUUGAAACUGACCAGACAGACUUGAGGAGAGACACUGCCUUUAACUUGUCACUUAUUUACCAGAGCAGUGGAAACACCAGGCUGGCACAGAAGAUGUUGUACACCUAUGCUGUUGUAUGAUGAACUUUAUGGCAGGAAGCGAUGCUCUCUGUAUCAAGCUUUGCAUUAUGCAGUGCUGGAGAAACUGGUUUCCUGUACAGCUUUGUCUGUAGGUGGUCAGUCAUGGCUUGGCUGUAGAUAAGCUUUCUGGACUUUCUAUACUGCUGCCAUAGGAGCUGUGUCACCUGCAGAUGGAAGCCAUCCCAAGCACAACACGGACAAGCUCACCUCUCUGUAUGGCUCUCCUGUGCCGCACUGCUCUGGGAUCUGACAGCCAGUUCUGUAUGUGCGCCAGACCAGGAAAACAGUCAGACGGUGAGGCCGUUCAAGAAGCCACAUGCACUGGUGAGGAGGGGUUUAAUGUGCAGCAUUACAUUACUAUCCUCUAGAAGAAAUGGGCUUGUACUGUUCCCAGGAGGAUGGAGAACUCAGAUCUUUAGAGAAUUCAGAGACUUCUAGGAGUCCAUACUCCCAGCAGCUGCUGUUUGUGAAAGAGAGGGAUUUCUAUUUUACUGAAAUCGUUGCAACCUUUGUUCUUCUGAUCUUGUUAAUAAAAAUCCUGAGGUUGAUGUUUACUCAU
This is a messenger RNA of Dryobates pubescens (Downy woodpecker), 3365 nucleotides long. It is a transcript of the gene GTF3C3, whose product is annotated as general transcription factor IIIC subunit 3. The transcript is spliced from 19 exons. Gene Ontology annotation, molecular function: protein binding. The record is from RefSeq and is a predicted model, not a curated record. Lineage: Eukaryota; Metazoa; Chordata; Aves; Piciformes; Picidae. Gene Ontology annotation, biological process: transcription by RNA polymerase III. Gene Ontology annotation, cellular component: transcription factor TFIIIC complex. Bases 74 to 2806 code for a protein of 910 amino acids.